AUGCCGCAGUACGCCAGGCCAGGACUCGCUCCUCUGGCCGUUGCCUGCAACUCGAGACCCCUCCCCACUCGGCCGCCCACCUGCCUUCUACCUGCUGGCUCCUGUGAGGAUGUUCUCCCCACGGCCAGCCGGAGAGUGGCAGAGUCUCCCCGCCAGGCGUGCUUGCUGCGCGUCUCCUCCAGUGGCGGCAGCUACUCGCCAGUCCUGCGCCACGCAGGAGACAACAGUGGCGACGGGAAAGGUUGUGUACCCGCGGCGCCGCGUUGUGCGCUCGACGACACGCCCGGGCUUGGACGCCCCGCGCCCGCUCCUGGAGCAGGGUCCUGGGCCCAGUCUGUGCAGACUCAGCCGUCAUCGAUGUCUGGAUCCCUGGGGAAGAUGGUCACCAUCUCCUGCUUGGGAAGCAGCAGCAACAUCGGGUGUGGUAUUUAUGUGAACUGGUACCAGCAGCUCCAGGGAACAGCCCCUAAAUCCAUCAUCUAUGUUGUGUUCAUGACAGUGAAGGUCCCUCCCUGGCUGGAGGUGAUGGAAGGUCCUAAAGGAAGAGGCUCCAAGGGCCAUCAGGGCUGGUCUUCUGUGACUCGAGCCUCUGGGAGUGUGGACAGGUUCAAGAGAUGAGGAGGCCCUGGAGCUGCUGCCAGCGCCUUCCUUCCCUCCCCAUCCUCCCCCUGGUCUCUUUCCUGGGCCCUCUGUUCCUCACUAUCAGUGCAGAGCCAUGCUACUCGCGACCUCCAUCCCGCGCCCUCUGUCCCACGCCAUCCUUCUGGUGUCCUCAGUCCCGAACCAUCAUUCUGCGUCCUUCCUUCAGUGCCAUACU
Messenger RNA from Nycticebus coucang (slow loris), 817 nucleotides. RefSeq lists its product as uncharacterized. The record is from RefSeq and is a predicted model, not a curated record. Bases 1 to 618 code for a protein of 205 amino acids. NCBI's taxonomy places the organism in Eukaryota, Metazoa, Chordata, Mammalia, Primates, Lorisidae. The transcript has 4 exons. Gene Ontology annotation, biological process: immunoglobulin production; immune response.